Leishmania braziliensis MHOM/BR/75/M2904 is the source of this 909-nucleotide messenger RNA. RefSeq lists its product as hypothetical. NCBI's taxonomy places the organism in Eukaryota, Euglenozoa, Kinetoplastea, Trypanosomatida, Trypanosomatidae. The transcript has a single exon. The coding region runs from base 1 to 909 and encodes 302 amino acids. The record is from RefSeq and is a predicted model, not a curated record.
AUGGGUAGGACACCCAAUCAUGAGCCUCCGGCGGCGAUAAAACCAAAUGAAGAGCUCACCGACGCGGACAGGCGCGAGAUGGCGGAGUUAGGCAUCGGCGAGGGCGCGUUUAACCGCAUCCUCACCUCCUGCAUCAAGUUCGCCUUCUCCAGCGGCUGGAGUGUGCGGAAGCGUGACGUCGAGUAUGACAUCCUGUGGGAGACGAAGCUCAGCGAGAACUGCAAUAAGCAGGCCAUGCGGUUCACCGCCCAUGUGCCGAACUGCAACACAGGUUCUCUAGAGGCCAUCUUAGUAGAUGACAAGAACUUUGACGACGAACCAAGUGUCAGCUGCAUGUACAAGUAUGAUAGGCUGCUGCUGCAGAACCACGUUCAGAAACGCAUCGCUGGCAACAUCACGGUGCAACGCAUGAAUUACCGAUCGCCGGUGCCCCUCGUGUCGCCUCGGCAGAUGGUCACCUACACCACCCUUGGGGCUCUUCUCACACCGGCGCAGCAGAAGGAGCUCGGGAUUCGUCCUACUGGGCUUAACAACGAGGCGGCCGACGCAGAUCGCACGGACAGCCUUAUGGCCUUCAUCCAAUGCGGCGUGGACUACACCGGAGAUGAAGUGGAACUAAAGAAAGGCAGCGAACUGGGCCAUGUGUACAACUACUCGGUGCUGGGGCUGGAGGAGCCAGACGGUUCCAUGACGGUGAUCAUGACAAUGGAUAUGGACCCUGCGGGCAGAUUACCGGCAAAAGUGGUGGACAUGGCCAGCGAUGAGCAGCACAAGAAGAUGCAGCUGAUCGUUGAAUUGCUGAAGGAAAAGGGCAAACAGCCACAUCUGUGCAGAGUCUACCAAAAUACGCGCGACUUUCCCUUCCGCGACGACUCCACCCAAUCGAAGGAAGGAGGAGAGUUGGGAUGA